Molecule: messenger RNA, 1248 nt
Organism: Glycine soja
Lineage: Eukaryota; Viridiplantae; Streptophyta; Magnoliopsida; Fabales; Fabaceae
Exons: 7
Coding region: 1-1248 (415 amino acids)
Biological process (GO): proteolysis
Molecular function (GO): cysteine-type peptidase activity
Source: RefSeq, a predicted model, not a curated record
AUGGACACAUUUAAAGGACAAAUACAAGAAGCUAUCAAGUUGGAGUUGUCACAAAUUGUAUCACAACAUUCAGCCCCACUUCAGCCAAAUGAUAUACAAGUAUUAGCAGCAAGGGUAAGCACGAAGGGAAGCUGUGCAGCAGCAGAGACAAAUGCAUUAGCUAAAAAACCCUCUUUGUUGAAUGGUGACAAUGUCAGCCUGCAUGUAACCGUUGAGAACUCCAACAAAUUAGUGGCAGUGGGCAAACGGUGCGACAGUUUUGGCACCAUCCACAACGUGCCCUAUGCUGAUGAUGUUGUUCGCGUGAGUGUGGUGGAAGUUAUUUUCGGUGAUGCGGAGGUUCCAAUCCCUACAUCAGAAAUAAAGUUUGUCAAAGAAGCUUUAGGUAGUUUUGUUCCAUGGCCAACACAUUUGGUCAAACCCAUCUUGCCUGAGGAAGCAGAGAAGGAUGUGAGCUCACCAUUGAAGACUGUUGAGGAGGAAAAGGCAGCUGAGGUUAUUGAUCCAUUGGGAGAGUUGGUGAAGAACUUGUUCGACAUUUACCAAAGGCCUGUUGAGGUGUCAUGGGAUGGUGCUAAAUUUGGGAUCAAUAAUGUCAAAGAUGGCUUCUUCAUCACACACGCUGAUGUGAGCGAGAUAAUAUUAGGAGACAAGUGUUUAAACAUCUCCAUUCUACAGCUAUGGCUUAUGUUUAUUCAUGAUUGGAGUGCGAGCAUUGGUUAUGGACCAUUGUAUGGGUUCCUUGAACCUCAGUGUAUCCACAAUGCAAGCAGUAGACGUCAAGAGUGUGAAAAUUACAUUGGAAGGUGGUUGAAGGAAGCAGGAAAACAAAUUUACAUAGCACCUUAUUUAAACCAGGCCCAUUGGCAGCUCGUUGUAUUGUGCCCAGGCGACAAUGUAGUGGUUUGGUUUUGUUCUUUGAAGAAGAAGCCGGAUGCUGCCAUCAAGGGUGCAGUAAACAGUGCAAUGAAAUCAGUCACCAAAACUGCAGAGGGAAAGCCACCUCAGCAUGGGCCUCAGUGGAUUGAAGCAAAGAGUCAUGUUCAAACAGGAAAUUACGAGUGUGGAUACUAUGUUAUGCAAUGGAUAUGGUGCAUCGUAAGUGGUGGAUUGAAGGAUGACUGGAUUCACUGGUUUUCUGAUCGAUCACCGCUAACAGAAGAGACCAUGACCACACUCCGGCAUAAAUGGGCGGCCUAUUUUAUCCAAAUAAAGAAAUGCGAACCAAGAAAAAAUUUGAUAACUUAG